AUGUCGGGUCGUGGAAAGGGAGGAAAGGGUUUGGGCAAAGGAGGAGCCAAGCGUCACAGGAAGGUUCUGAGAGACAAUAUCCAGGGAAUCACCAAGCCGGCGAUUCGGAGGUUGGCUCGUAGAGGUGGAGUCAAGCGUAUCAGUGGUCUGAUCUACGAAGAGACUCGUGGUGUCCUCAAGAUCUUUUUGGAGAAUGUCAUUCGUGACGCCGUCACCUACACCGAGCACGCCAGGAGGAAGACGGUGACCGCCAUGGACGUCGUUUACGCUCUCAAGAGGCAAGGAAGGACUCUCUACGGAUUCGGCGGUUGA
Molecule: messenger RNA, 312 nt
Organism: Microthlaspi erraticum
Lineage: Eukaryota; Viridiplantae; Streptophyta; Magnoliopsida; Brassicales; Brassicaceae
Source: the annotation of a GenBank genome assembly